Cucumis sativus (cucumber) is the source of this 802-nucleotide messenger RNA. RefSeq lists its product as uncharacterized. The record is from RefSeq and is a predicted model, not a curated record. The transcript is spliced from 3 exons. The coding region runs from base 151 to 528 and encodes 125 amino acids. Lineage: Eukaryota; Viridiplantae; Streptophyta; Magnoliopsida; Cucurbitales; Cucurbitaceae.
UAGAAGAGGUUAAUUUAUAAUUAAGAAAAAAAGUAGUGUUGUAAAAUAGGUAAACAAACAAAGUUGAAGGAAGAAGAGACUUAGAAUCAAAGUUAAGAGAUUGGGAAAACAUAGGCAUUAUCAAAAAAAAUUAAGAUAAAAACGGAGAAGAUGAAAAAAGGAAACAGAGAAGAUUUGGAUGAAAUGAAGAAUGAGAAAAUGAAGAAUGAGAAAAUAAGAUCCAAGGCAGGCAAGAAGAAGAAGAAGAAGAAGAAAUCCCCCAUACCCAUGGAGAAUCAAAGCACCUGUUUGUCCUAUGAGAAGCUCAACGGAAUGGCCACUUGGGUCGGUACCAGCGUUGCCUCCGCCUUUUUCGCCUCUCUUGAGCGAUGUUCUUGCAUCAAUCUCUCCACCUCCGACGACCACGAAGAUCCCGAAGAGGCCCAUGAUCGCCCUCUCAUGUACUGCACCUCCACUUCUUCCUCCGUCAUUCGCAGCUUCGAACCCCUUCCUCCCCCAGUCAAUGAUGUCGCCAAUCUCCCCGUUUGACCGCCUCUCUCUCUUUCUCUCUGGAUCUGAGGUCCUUUCCAAAUUAGUGCAGGAACAUGGCCACAUAGCUUGGUGGUAGCAGAGAGCUUUAAUAGAAAUGGCAGAAGAAAACAGGGGGAACAAGGCAACUGCAAAUAAACACCUCUUUAGUUCACUAUUUUAAAUACCUCAUACAUUGUAAAGAAUAUUUAGAUUGUAUUCACUCAUAGAGAAGCCAAGAACAGAUCUUUUUCUUUAUAUAUAUAUAUAUCUUGUAGUCCUCUGUUUCUUAAAA